Penicillium odoratum is the source of this 1101-nucleotide messenger RNA. Its product is annotated as 3-isopropylmalate dehydrogenase. The record is from RefSeq and is a predicted model, not a curated record. Gene Ontology annotation, biological process: L-leucine biosynthetic process. Lineage: Eukaryota; Fungi; Ascomycota; Eurotiomycetes; Eurotiales; Aspergillaceae. Gene Ontology annotation, cellular component: cytosol. Gene Ontology annotation, molecular function: 3-isopropylmalate dehydrogenase activity; NAD binding; magnesium ion binding. Bases 1 to 1101 code for a protein of 366 amino acids. The transcript has 3 exons.
AUGACUCAAAUUUACAAAAUCCUAAUCCUCCCAGGCGACGGCAUCGGUCCUGAAGUAAUGACCGAAGCCAUCAAAGUGCUCAAAGCCUUCGAAACCCCCCAACACACCUUCCAGCUACGCCAAGAACUGAUUGGCGGCUGCAGCAUCGACGCAACUGGCAAGUCAGUGACUGAAGAAGUCAAGCAAGCAGCACUCGAGUCCGACGCUGUACUCUUCGCAGCAGUUGGGGGACCGAAAUGGGAUAACGCACGACGGGGACUCGAUGGACCAGAAGGGGGAUUGCUGCAGCUUCGGAAGGCAAUGGAUAUUUAUGCGAAUUUGAGGCCCUGCUCGGCUGAUUCGCCGAGUAGUGGUAUUGCAAGAGAGUUCAGUCCUUUUCGGCAGGAGGUUAUUGAGGGGGUGGAUUUUGUGGUUGUAAGAGAGAAUUGUGGAGGUGCGUAUUUUGGAAAGAAGAUUGAGGAGGAGAGUUAUGCAAUGGAUGAAUGGGGAUAUAGUGAAGCUGAAAUCCAGCGCGUGACUCGUUUAGCUGCUGAGAUUGCGCAGCGACAUGAUCCUCCAUGGCCGGUAAUUUCUCUGGACAAGGCAAAUGUUUUGGCGUCAUCUCGGUUGUGGAGAAGAGUGGUGGAGAAGACAAUGACGACGGAUUAUCCCAAUGUUAAGCUGGUGCACCAGCUCGCUGAUUCCGCAUCUUUGAUAAUGGCGACGAAUCCCCGAGCUCUGAAUGGUGUCAUUCUCGCCGAUAACACCUUUGGUGAUAUGCUGUCUGACCAAGCUGGAUCAAUUGUUGGUACUUUGGGAGUUCUUCCUAGCGCCAGUCUGAAUGGUCUGCCGGGUGAUAGCAUGUUAAAGACACGACCAUAUGGACUUUAUGAGCCUACGCAUGGAUCAGCACCAACAAUCGCGGGGCAAAAUGUUGCUAAUCCGGUUGCUAUGAUACUCUGUGUUGCGUUGAUGUUCCGCUAUUCGCUGAAUCUGAUAGAUGAAGCUCGAAGAUUGGAAGCAGCUGUACGUAAAGUAUUGGACUCGGGAUUACGAACGCCUGAUCUUGGAGGAAAGGCAGGGACAAAUGAGGUGGGAGAUGCUAUUGUAGCUGCAUUAUAA